GCGGGCUGCGCCGCUUCUUCCCGGUCUCGGCGAGGCCCGAGCACCUGCGGGUGGUGCCGCGUUCUCUUGGCCAUGUCGGAGCCUGUGCCCGCGUUCCUUGACCGGCUGUGGCCUUGGCUGGGUACUCGGACCCCGCCUCUGCGGGGGCCCGCCGCCGCCUCCCCUUCCAAGAGUUUUCUUGGAGGCUUUUUUGGUCCCAUUUGUGAGAUCGAUGUUGUCCUUAAUGAUGGAGAAACGAGGAAAAUGGCGGAAAUGAAAACUGAAGAUGGCAAAGUAGAAAAACACUAUCUUUUCUAUGAUGGAGAAUCUGUUUCAGGAAAGGUAAACCUAGCCUUUAAGCAACCUGGAAAGAGGCUAGAGCACCAAGGAAUUAGAAUUGAAUUUGUAGGUCAAAUUGAACUUUUCAAUGACAAGAGUAAUACUCACGAAUUUGUAAACCUAGUGAAAGAACUAGCCUUACCUGGAGAACUAACUCAGAGCAGAAGUUAUGAUUUUGAAUUUAUGCAAGUUGAAAAGCCAUAUGAAUCUUACAUCGGUGCCAAUGUUCGCUUAAGGUAUUUUCUUAAAGUGACAAUAGUAAGAAGACUGACAGACUUGGUAAAAGAAUAUGAUCUUAUUGUUCAUCAGCUUGCUACCUAUCCUGAUGUUAACAACUCUAUUAAGAUGGAAGUGGGCAUUGAAGAUUGUCUCCACAUAGAAUUUGAAUAUAAUAAGUCAAAGUAUCAUUUAAAGGAUGUGAUUGUUGGAAAAAUUUACUUCCUGUUAGUAAGAAUAAAAAUCCAACAUAUGGAGUUACAACUGAUUAAAAAAGAGAUAACAGGAAUUGGACCCAGUACUACGACAGAAACAGAAACGAUCGCUAAAUAUGAAAUAAUGGAUGGUGCACCAGUAAAAGGUGAAUCAAUUCCAAUAAGACUGUUUUUAGCGGGAUAUGACCCAACUCCAACAAUGAGAGACGUGAACAAAAAAUUUUCAGUAAGGUACUUUUUGAAUCUGGUCCUUGUUGAUGAGGAAGACAGAAGGUACUUCAAGCAGCAGGAGAUCAUUUUAUGGAGAAAAGCUCCUGAAAAACUGAGGAAACAGAGAACAAACUUUCACCAGCGAUUUGAAUCACCAGAAUCACAGGCAUCUGCUGAGCAGCCUGAAAUGUGAACUGAAUAGGAGAAAAAAAAAAAAAAACUCCUAUAUACGUUGAGAUUUAAGUUUGGCAAGUUAAGGUUGCAGCGUGUGAGGGGGGAAAGGCCAAAACUCCAUUUGUAAUAGUCUUCCUUUAUCUUACAGUGCUGAAUUUAUUUUAUGAUAUAACUAAAUGUUAUUCAUGUAUAUACAUUAAAAAAAAGUGCUUUCUUUGAAACACUGGAACUUCUUUAAACUGCCUUUUUUUUUUAACUGUACACUUUGAUUUGAUGAUAAGUACUCACAUGCAUUAGCAUAAAAUUAAAGAUUUUCAUGUAAGCUAGUAUUUGUAAUUUUGCUUUCUUCAUAAUGUUGUAAACCCUUUUCUUUUUUCAUACUAAUGAUUACCUCUGAUUCUCUUCAUACAAAAAAUUAAAUAUUUUGUGUUCAAAUAAAAUUAGAAAACCUGAGUGGCUCUUAUAUCCUGCAAAAAUUUAAAACGUGGCACCUCAAUAUUUUUGAGAACUACGUUUAUGUUUUUACAUGUGUAAAUUCACAUUUAUGUACGAGAAAUGAGUUUACCAUUCUGUGGCUUCUGAAUUUUGUUCUCUUUGAAGUCUUCUGUGGUAUGAGUAUUAAAUUUUUUUUUCCCCCUAAGGGAUUACUUGGAAUGUCAUUGUAGCUUUUUUUUUUUUUGACCAUAUUAAGUAACCAUUUUGGUACUACUAUCCAAUAGGUACCACUGUAGGUUUUAUACAGUGUGGAGCUGACUCAGUUGGCAUUUUAGAAUCUGUUAAAAUUAUAUAGUUUUUCCAUGAAUACUUUGGGAAAAAAAUUUCUGACUUAACCUUUUUACCACAAAUAUGCAAAUGUAAUUUUCUUGACUUCACAAAUAUUCUUCUUCCCUUUUCAGGGGAAAAAUCUGAGGAUGGGAGACUUAGGAUAACCAGUGAAGUGAUAGUUACCAAGAUAUGGACCAUUUCAUGUUUGUUAAAUUGGAAUCUUCACUAGGUUCAAACUCAAAUUUAAACUUCUUCACCUACUAUUUAAAUAUUUUUAACAUUAAAUUCAAGUAAUUUGUUGAAAGCCUGUAAAAAAGAGGGUUGCAGUCAUCUCUUAUGCUAUGCAUGGGGUCUGAUCUCAAAUACACUAAAUAUGGGGUGUAGAAACUAAAAUGAAGCCUGCUAUGUGAAACUACUUUCACUUAUGGUCAAUGGUUUUUGUACCAAUAUUUUUUAUACACUUCAGUGCAAGUCCUGUCAGUUAACCUUACUUUAUGAGUAAGCUAAAUAACCCAAAUUACAUUUAAGCCUGUUUUACUACUGUGGCACUUUGAAAAAUGCUCAGAAACCAACUUCUUAAUUGGCAAAAGGUUCCAUGUACCAUGUGCUGAAGCAUCUACUUUAAAUGUGGAUAUCUGUGAAUGAUAAUGUUUUCCUUCAUGUAAGUGCCUGUUCAGAGUUUCAGAAUUUAAAAAUGCCAAAUAUUUUCAUGGUCACUUGCAUGUAGAAAUCUGGAAAAUAUUCAGAGAAAACCUGAAAACCAGUUGUAUUUAACCGGCCUCAAAUUGUGCAACCAUGAUGUAAAAUAAAGAAUUUGAAACAGGUA
Molecule: messenger RNA, 2724 nt
Organism: Phacochoerus africanus (Common warthog)
Lineage: Eukaryota; Metazoa; Chordata; Mammalia; Artiodactyla; Suidae
Gene: VPS26A
Product: VPS26 retromer complex component A
Biological process (GO): retrograde transport, endosome to Golgi; intracellular protein transport
Cellular component (GO): retromer complex; endosome
Source: RefSeq, a predicted model, not a curated record